AUGGGGCCGUUGUCGUUUCUGUGCUUGCUCGCGUCCAGUGCGUCGGUGUGCGGAUACUCCUGGCCCAGUGAGGAAACCACCACUCGACCCCCGCAGAUGAAAGACUUCCACAGCGAUCCCCUGGUCGUCGAGACGACCACGGGGCUGGUUCGCGGCUUCUCCAAAACCGUGCUCGGUCGGGAGGUGCAUGUUUUCACCGGAAUCCCCUUCGCUAAACCCCCUGUAGAUCAGCUCAGGUUCCGGAGACCGGUCCCUGUGGAGCCCUGGCAUGGCGUUUUGAAUGCUACCAACCUACCCAACUCCUGCUACCAAGAAAGGUACGAGUAUUUCCCUGGAUUCGAAGGGGAAGAGAUGUGGAACCCCAACACUAACAUCUCCGAAGAUUGCCUCUACCUCAACAUUUGGGUACCGCAGAGGCUGCGCAUACGCCACCACCUCGAGAAGCCUCCCAUGGAGCGACCCAAGGUUCCCGUUCUGAUUUGGAUAUACGGUGGAGGAUACAUGAGUGGCACCUCCACCUUGGAUAUAUACGACGCAGACAUCAUAGCAGCCACGAGCGACGUUAUAGUGGCUUCCAUGCAGUACCGUGUGGGAUCCUUUGGUUUCCUUUACCUAAAAAAGUAUUUCCCGAGAGGCAGCGAGGAGACUCCCGGUAACAUGGGGCUAUGGGACCAAGUCCUCGCGAUUCGUUGGAUCAAAGAGAAUGCUGCUGCUUUCGGUGGGGAUAGGGACUUGAUAACCUUGUUUGGUGAAUCCGCUGGUGGAGGCUCCGUAAGCAUUCACUUGAUAAGUCCGGUAACCAAAGGCCUAGCUCGUAGAGGAAUCUUACAAUCCGGUACCAUGAAUGCUCCAUGGAGUUACAUGACUGGAGAACGCGCUGAGCAAAUCGGACGGAUCCUUAUCCAAGACUGUGGUUGUAACGUAUCUUUGUUGGAAACCAAUCCACAUCAAGUAAUGGACUGUAUGAGGGCCGUCGACGCCAAGACAAUCUCGCUGCAACAAUGGAAUUCGUACUCUGGGAUUCUUGGUUUUCCGUCGACACCCACCAUAGACGGGAUACUUCUACCGAAACAUCCCAUGGAUAUGCUGGCAGAAGGAGACUACGAAGAUAUGGAAAUUCUUUUGGGGAGCAAUCAUGAUGAAGGUAGGUGA
This is a messenger RNA of Anoplophora glabripennis (Asian longhorned beetle), 1152 nucleotides long. RefSeq names its product acetylcholinesterase. The record is from RefSeq and is a predicted model, not a curated record. NCBI's taxonomy places the organism in Eukaryota, Metazoa, Arthropoda, Insecta, Coleoptera, Cerambycidae. Bases 1 to 1152 code for a protein of 383 amino acids. Gene Ontology annotation, molecular function: acetylcholinesterase activity. Gene Ontology annotation, cellular component: plasma membrane. Gene Ontology annotation, biological process: choline metabolic process; acetylcholine catabolic process in synaptic cleft. The transcript has a single exon.